UCAAUACAUUGGCUAAUUCUUCUGGCUACCACUAGCGUUACGCCGAGGGACAUUCCCAAUAAAGCUUAAUUAAGAAAGCGACGCUACUGUCACCUUCUGGUUUGGACUAUUUUAACAAGGCUGACGGACGGUGAUCUGCCGCCUGGAAGAAAAAAAAGUUUGACUACCAACACUGUUCAGAUGUGUUAAAUAUUCUCGGCCGGCAAACGUUCGAUGUACCGGUGAACGUCAAACGUACCGGUGUGUCUGAGCCUUUAGCUGAUACGUAAAAUACAUAUGGAGGCGUUGUAAGAUCUGGCAGGCGUCAGCAACGCCUGGUCAGAGGAACGCGCCCAAAAUCUGCGCAGGACGACUGCACUUAUUUUGGAACGCGCCCAAUACCUUACCACGACGCUACGAGUACGUUCAAGGGGGAGGGGCACGUAAACAGAAUUCUAAACAAAGGAGAGGGAAUCAGUUUUUAUUUCAACAUCUUUGUAGAGAGUCGAAAGUUUGGAGUCAUGCCUAUACGUCGUGCAGCUAGGACACCACCCCAGGAGAUGCCCCCCUCGGCUGCACCAGAGGGAGAGCCUGAUGCCAGUUCUGAGGAGUCUGCCUCUGUUGAGGAGGAGCAGGAGAUGGCAUCCGCUGCCCUAGUAGCCAAGGAGGGGGAGGGCACAGGUGAAGGAGAGACCAAAGAGAAUGGUGAGAAAUCUGAGGGAGAGAAAGGUGAUGAAUCGACUGGCGAGAAGACUGCUGAGGGGGAAGAGUCUGAGAAGAAAGAAGAGAAGGAUGGCGUGAAAGAGAAAGUGAAGAAGCCAGUGAAAAGGGCCAUUCCCGCCUGGGCAACCAUGUCUGCCAGCAAACGUGCAACACUCACUAAUAAGAGCACCUCCACCAUGCAGCUGCCUAAGAUGGACGACAUCCUCAUCGAGGCCAUUGAGUCCUGCAAGGAGAAGACUGGGGCCUCAGCCCAUUCUGUCAUGAAGUACAUUGUGAAGAAAUAUCCUAUCCUAGAGAAGAGGAAAUUCCUCCUUAAGAAGGCUCUCAAGAGGCAGCUGGAGAAGGGCACCGUCAAACAGCUAAAGGGUAAAGGUCUUUCUGGGAGCUUUACCAUUGGGAAGCAGUCCUCUAAUAAACCACCUGCUAAAGGGCCGAUCGUCGUGGCACCUGGGUUGAAGGCAGAGACCCUUGGGGAUGCUCUGCCCCUGAUCAUCACACGGCUAUGUGAGCCCAAAGAGGCGUCUUAUAUCCUGAUCAAGAAAUAUGUGGAGCAGCACUUCCCUCAACUCAACGUGGAGCAUAGGCCAGAUAUCCUAAAGAGUGCCCUGGUGAGAGCUGUGGACAAGGGUCACCUGGAGCAGAUCACUGGAAAAGGUGCCUCUGGAACAUUUCAGCUGAAGCGGGAAGGGGGCAAGUUCCUGCUUAAAGGCGGGCCCCUGGAGGACGCUAUCAUGACAGCCAUUGUGGCAAUGAACGAACCCAAGACUUGCAGCACCACCACACUCCGCAAAUUCCUGUUAGAGACAAACCAGGACAGCAUGGAGUACCGUGUGGUGAACAACCUGAAGAGGACCCUGCAGAAGUGCAAAAUGAUGGGUUGGAUGGAUCAGAUCACUGGGAAUGGGCUAAACGGAACCUACCAGCUCUGCUACCCUUACUACCCCAGCCCAGCCAUUCUGUUCCCUGAAAAACAGAACGUGAAGGAGCAGAAAGUGGCGGAGAAGGACAAACGCAGAAAGAGGGUUGACUUGUCUGAUGAGGACUCUGAUGAGGAGGAAGAGGACUCGUCCGAGGAAGAGGACUCAGAUGAUGAACCCCCUCCUAAGAGGAAAGCUGGGAAGAGGCCACCACCUAAAGCGCGUCGUCCCCCCCCCAGCAAGAAGUCUCGGCCGGCAAGUCAGUCAAGGGCUAAGGGCAAAAAAAGAGCUGCCCCAGCCAAGAGGUCUGCACCCCCAGCCAAGAAGUCUGCACCCCCAGCCAAGAAGUCUGCACCCCCAGCCAAGAAGUCUGCACCCCCAGCCAAGAAGUCUGCACCCCCAGCCAAGAAGUCUGCACCCCCAGCAAAGAGGUCUGCACCCCCAGCAAAGAGGUCUGCACCCCCACCAGUCAAGGUAGUCAAGGCACCCCCACCAGUCAAGGCACCCUCACCAGUCAAGAAAGCUGCACCUGCGAGCAAGCCCAAAACGCCCAUCAUCAAAAAGCUGAUGAGCAAGGCAUCUAAGCGGCCAACGCCCAAAAAGUCACCUCCUGCAAAGAAGGCAGCAGCCAAUUCUGCAGUGAAGGCCAAGCCAGCAGCUCGCAAGUCCCUGAGGGGGAAGAAGUGAGUUUACUAUUGCCCAGCAGUGGAAGUUUAACUGUAGCUCUGAAGACAGUGGUGCUCUGCCUCUCUCCAUGCUCUCUUUCGCAUCAUUGUUUUCCUCCAGUUUGGGGCUAUAGAAUUCUUUUCUCUGUAGGAUUGGGAUGUGGCAGUUAUUAGUUCAUGUCAAUUUACUGUACUUGGGGAACUGUUCUAUUUCUGUGAACCCAACUUUUAAUCUCCAUUGUGUAGAAUGGCCUCUUAAAAUAUGUAAAACUGCCUAGGUAAAGAAUUGUGAAAUUUCCAUCACUACUUUUAUUUCCCUCACACACUUAAUUUUGAUAAUGUAUAGGGCAGAGAUCCAGAAUCAGUGACUUUUACUUUUUGCAUUUUGUCCCAGUCCACUCUACCAUGUUUUACCUGGACACAUUCCUUUUAUCAAAUAAUUUGUUUAGCAUUUUGAAAACUUUCUUCCUCUACAACAUUUUGGUUUCUCUACAUUUAAUCUGGAGUGAACUCAUCUAAAAGGAUAUUGAGAUUUGUUAUUAAGUGAAUUUGAGAGCAUAAUGACAGCCAACUUUUCAUGUAAUGAAUUAUUGUUUAUUACGAAUUCUGUUAUUUAAAUGAUCGUAUGAGUGAAACAUAUCCAUCGCUGGGCCUGUGGUUAAAAUACUUAAUUUGAUUGGAGACUAACUGAUCAGGAAGCACUGUUUGUCAUGGUGAUUUUCAGUACUACUGCAUAGUAUUAGGGGAUUUUUUUUGUGUGUGUGUGUAAACAAACAAGCUAAUCAAAGUGAAUUGGUUGUGUCCUAUAAAGCGAAAAGAAAACAGACCAAUACAAUCUUCUACAUUCUGUGUAAUAGUGAAAGAUUGUGAAUAACACACUUUGUUUUGAAGGAGCGUAGCUCAUACCCUGCAUGCAUGCGUGUACUCUUUAUGUUAUGCUUUUUCCCAAGUCAUUAUUAAAAUGGCUAUAUUUGUACUUACUUCAUUCUGUCACGGUCUCAAGGGGAGACAAACACAAAAUAGUGUGUCUGCUGUUGGAGCAUAUAUAUAUAUUUUAAAUACUACACAAUACAAAUCCAUAAUGUCAAUUUGGUUCACUCAUGAAUAAAGUGCUGGAUAGUU
Molecule: messenger RNA, 3406 nt
Organism: Oncorhynchus kisutch (coho salmon)
Lineage: Eukaryota; Metazoa; Chordata; Actinopteri; Salmoniformes; Salmonidae
Product: heterochromatin protein 1-binding protein 3-like
Exons: 12
Coding region: 501-2306 (601 amino acids)
Biological process (GO): nucleosome assembly; heterochromatin organization
Cellular component (GO): chromosome; nucleus; nucleosome
Molecular function (GO): structural constituent of chromatin; DNA binding; nucleosome binding
Source: RefSeq, a predicted model, not a curated record